Molecule: messenger RNA, 12736 nt
Organism: Hirundo rustica (Barn swallow)
Lineage: Eukaryota; Metazoa; Chordata; Aves; Passeriformes; Hirundinidae
Product: hydrocephalus-inducing protein-like
Biological process (GO): axonemal central apparatus assembly; cilium movement
Cellular component (GO): axoneme
Source: RefSeq, a predicted model, not a curated record
AUGUCUUUCCUGCAGUAUCCUCAGGUGCUGAAGGUCUCCAUGGAGAGCUCACCGUAUUUCCAGCUGGACUGCCCCAAUGAUGUGUACCGUAAGGUGCCAGCAGGCAUGUCCACCCAUGUGCGCGUCUGCUUCACUCCCAAGGAGAACAAGGAUUAUUCCCAUGAGCUCGUCUGCAUGAGUCAAAGGGAAAGGAUAGUUGUGCCAAUUCGGGCCAUUGCUGCCCGAGCCAUCCUGGACUUCCCUGACCAGCUGGACUUCUCGGUGUGUCCGGUCAAGUACAGCACCCAGAAGACUCUGCUGGUUCGCAACAUCGGUAACCGGGCAGCUCAUUACCAGCUGAGCACCCAGAGUCCUUUCUCCGUGGUUCCAGCCACAGGAACUCUGGGCGCUGGUGACACCAUGCAGGUGACAGUGGGAUUUCACCCGCUGACGGCUGGUGACCAUUCUGGAUCCCUGGUAGUGGGCUGCACAGGGGAAGAAAGUAUCCACAUAAACCUUCAGGGAGGAGCUGAAGAUGUAAACAUUGGGUUGAGCACAUAUUUCAUGAAGGUUAAGAGUUUUGUCAACAGGUCAAACCACGCAACCGUGUUCAUCAGAAACAGCAGUAACAUCACAGCCCACUUCCAGUGGAAGGCUUUUCCUACUGAGGAAUUUGAGAAUGAAAAGAAGAGGAGGCUGUGUCAUUUGCUGCAGCCAUCAACAAAGGUCUUGGUGGAAACCUUUAAAAAGGAGAAAGAAAUAGAGGACGAGAAGGGGUUUUGUGAAGACCUCACUGCCCUCCUGAGCAACAAGGUCAAGGAGGAGAUGGCAAAGGUGCAAGCAAACCCCAUGCUGUUCUCCAAUGAUGUUCUUUUCAUUGAGCCAAUGGAGGGAGAGAUUGGGCCACAUUGUUUGGCCAAAAUCAAGGUGACCUUUAAACCCCUAGAACCACGGGAGUAUCGAUGUGUGGCUUACUGCAACAUCUCAGGCCGUGAGAACAGGCUGCCCCUGUGCCUCAGAGGGGAAGGCCAAGGACCCUUGGUUGAACUCAGCAAUGAUAUCCUGACCUUUUGGAACACUAUUGUCGACAGCCACCAUGUCUGUGAGGUGAAACUGAUUAACAAAGGAGUUCUUGAUGCUCCCUUCACCUACAUCCCUUCAACCACAAACGUGGGCUCCUGCUUCAAGUUUGCACCUGAGGAGGGCAUCAUUGCACCGGGUGAGAGCCAGACUAUUCAGAUCUCCUUCAAUGCCACUGUGGUGGGGUACUUUGAUGAACAAUUCCGAUUCAGUGUGGCUGGAUCUCCUACGCCUGUGAUCCUGGCCAUCUGUGGGCGUGUCCAUAGACCGACUUUACACUUCCACACCAAGCAGAUUGACUUCGGUGAUGUCUCCUUUGGCUUUCCCUCCACCAGGCUCUGUCGCCUGACUAACACCUCCAUGGUGCCAGUGACGUUCAAGCUCCGCGUGUUGGACGAUGGCACACAGCCUGCUGUUAGCAGCUUUGAUCAAAUACGCAGAGACAGUGACCCGUCCUGGAGGGAGGGACUUCAUUCUUCUGUGAAGCCAAGGGAAUUUACAAUGAAUCCCAGCCAAGGGAUCAUCCUCCCCCAGACAUACCAGGAUAUCGAGGUCACCCUGUGUUCCAACACCGCGACGGAAUUCAAACGGAUAAUGCUGGCGGACGUGGAGGGUAGCCAAGGCAAGGGAGUGGCAUCACUGAUCAUCAAGGGCAGAUGUUUUGCUCCUGAGCUGCAAGUGUACCCCAAAAUCCUGUGCUUCGAUGACUGCUUCCUGAAGGUGCCAUACGAGAAGAAGCUCUUCAUUAGGAAUAACACCCUCUUUCCUGGCUGCUACGGCCUAAUUCCCCAGGAACGCAAGGAGGACUCUCCUGUCUUCUACUCUAGCCCCAAACCCUGUGGGAUUGUCCAGCCUCACAGCACUGCAGAGAUUCCACUUGUAGUCGAAGCCCAAACAUGGGGCAAGCAUUGCACCAGUGUUCCUAUCGGCGUGUUUGGGGAUGAAAGAAACCCACUGAGAACGGAACUACACAGCUACGGACGGCUGGCAGAAAUCUACCAAUGUCCAAGCCGCAUAAAUUUUGGUAGUAUCCGAGCGCUACAGCCUAAUUCACGAGGUUUUUCCCUCUUCAAUGAAGGUCUUGUUGAUGUAGACUUCAGGAUAGAGAUCGCUAAAAAGCCCCACUGCUACGUUAUUGAACCCAGAGAAGGAGUGAUCCCCGCUAGGGCUUCAGUUCGUGUGAUUAUCACAGCAACCCUGGAUGACACUGGGCAUUUUUGUGAUGAUAUCCAGCUGUUCAUUUGGAACAGGCUUUGGAAAGUCUACGUGCUUGAGGGUUUGAGCGUUGGCACCACAAUUGUCAUAGACAAACCAUUCACCCCAGAGGUCAACUUGGGAUACAAGUUCAGCCGUCUUCCCUUUUUUUGUCGGUUCAAACUAACAAACGGGGGCCACCAUUUCCAUCGGCUCUUCUGGAAGGUGGAAUGUAACAGACCAGCUAAGGAGAAGGGCCAGAGCACCUCAGCCCUCAGUAGCCCCAAGGCUGAAGGUUCCCAGAGACCCAAGAGAACCAAACAUACCCGUCCCGUGUUUGAGCUGGAGCCACCGUUGAUGGACCUGCAGCCAGGAGAGUCUGUGGACAUGGUGCUGCGAGGCUUCUCCCGUGUCCCACAGGUGGUGCGGGAUUAUGUGAUGUGUGAAGCUGUCAUUGGGAUAGGCAACGUGGUUACGAAGAUAAUAGAAACAACGUUUACCUGCGAGUUUAUUAAUCCCUCUGUAAAAAUAUCAGCCAGACAAUUCUCUUUCUCUGUGGUGAAGAAACCCAGCGAUGUCCUGACCCUGCACUACCAGCCUUUGACUAUAAAAAACACCUGCUGGCUGCCACUUGACCUUAUGCUGUCCUUGGAGCAGCCGUUUCAGGUCUGCAAUGCGAACCGGCAGCCCCUCCCAGAUGGCCAGUCUGUGACAGUGGAUGUAAAGCAGACCUGUCAUCUCUACAUUGCAUUUGACCCAGCUUAUAAACUGGAUUUUAAUAGCUGGAAAGUAAAGAAGAUCCUGAAGAUAAAAAUGGUCAGAGGCCAUCCUUCUGUGGAAAAAAUCACCCUUUGGGGAGAAGCCCGCUUCCCGAAUCUCCAAAUCCAGCCCAGCACCCUGGAGUUUGGCUGCAUCGUGGCUGGCACUGAAAAAGUGCAUUCUCUGGAGAUGACCAACUGCGGCUCACUUCCUGUCAAGUACCACUGGGCAUUCCAGACAGACAGCCAGGUCAACAGGGUGAUAUAUGAGCUUCAGCCACCUGAAUUCAAACCCCCGCAACCAAGAAUGUCGUCACUCUAUUUGCAUGGCCCGGCAACUGAAUGGGGACGCUUCAUGUGUAGGAAUGUGGAGGAGCUAGUAAGAGCCCCGGAAGAAUCGCAGGAUCUUGCCCAAUCUUCAGGAGCAGAGGUGCUGCCACAUACUCGUGAAAAGCGUUACAUCGCACCAUGGUUGAAGAGAGUCGCCUUCUUCAUGGACUUAGGGUACACUCCCCUUGAAGUGGAGAAGGCUUUCAGUAUCCUGCCACUGUCGGGUGUGCUGCAGCCGGGAGAGAGACAGCAGGUCUUCUUCAGCUUCUUUGGCCACCACAACACCAUCACCCGUGGCACAGCGCUGUGCUGCGUGGAGGGAGGCCCCACCUACAAGGUGGAGCUGACCGGGGGGGCCCCAUGUGUCAGCUACUCCCUGAGCCCCCGGGAGAUCGACUGUGGCUUACAGAUGUUUAAUGAAAUUCAUCACAGCACGGUCACCCUGGAGAACACCUGCAAGGUUAAAUUCAACUGGGUGAUAAACCCUAGCACUGCAGACCGACAUCUGCCUGGUGUGUUUCUGGUCAACCCCAACUUUGGCUCCCUUGCACCUGGCAAGAAGCAAGUGCUGAAUUUCUCUUACAUGCCAGUUUUACCAGGAGCCUUCAGCAGGACUUACCAGCUUAAAGUGGGUGUCUUGAACCCGGAAAGUAUCAGCCUGAAGGGAGAAGCGUUCUUUCCCAUGAUCACUGUGAACCUGCCCUGGAACAUCAAAGGAAAUGAAAAAUAUGAGAAGCCACCGAAACAGCUUGGAAUACAACAACAAUACACUCAGAGGAAUAAAUCAGUUGUUGGGAAGAAUACUGAGAGCCCAAAUAUUGAGAUCUUGAAGUCUCAGACCAUGACAACUCUGACCCUGAAUACUCAGGCCCUGGCAACUCAGACCUCAAAGACUCUGACCAUGAAGACUCAGAAUCUGAAGACCCAGAACCAGAAGCCCCGCUUGCUUGGCUCUGGCAUUGUACCGGACAGUCAGGUGCAGGUAGAGAUGGUGAAGAUGCUGAUGGAGAAGGCUGCUCUGGAGCUGCAGCAAAAGCUCACAUCCCAUCUCCCGAAGAACAGGUUCCCUGACAAGCAGCUGUGCCAGAGUCUUCUCAAAGUUGAGCUGCCCGAGUACGUCCUGGACAUGGGCUCUGUCCUUAAGGGUUGCACUGAGAGACGCACUCUGGAGAUCACCAACCCUGGGCAGAUCUACCUGUCCUUCCAGAUGGGUGUGUCUGUCCUGCAGGACACGGGUUUCAGUGUGGACCUGGACCAGGUGAAGGGCCUGCCCCCGAGGUACACCAUGGAAUUUGACGUGAGCUUUGAAAGUGCCCGCUGGCCACAGGGUGACGUGGAUGUGCUGCUGCCCAUCAAGGUAGCAGAAUGCCUCACGUAUAACAUCCGCCUCCAUGCCACUGUGUUGGAGCUGUCGCUCAACAUCUCCAAGAGCACUCUGGAGUUCUCUGAUAUCCUCGUUGGGCAGUGCCAGCUUGAGACAGUCCGGCUCUACAACUGGUUCCAAGUGCCCUGCAAAUGGUCCAUUACUGCCAUCAAGCCUGUUAUGAAGAAGAAUCAACGCAAAUACAUUACACCAGAAGAACAGGAGAAGCAGCUGGCACUGGAGAAUGAGCCCUGUCCCUUCAAAGUGACGCCCUCCGAAGGAACCCUUGAUGCAGGAAGCUGGCAGAACUUGCAGAUCCAGUUUAUACCUGAGGAGGAGAGGUCUUACAAGAAUGAGCUGAAGCUUAAAAUUAGUGGGAGCUGCAAUCACUUAAUGCUGCACCUCUCAGGACAAGGUCUGGAGCCACGGCUGGAGUUCAGCCCCCCAGCCCUAGAGAUGGGAUGGGUGCUGGUGGACAGUGAUAGGGUGGAGGCCACAGUGGUGGUGAAGAACCCAUGCAACUUCCCCAUUGAGUUUUACUCCCUGGAUUUUGAUGAGCAGUACCUUGAGGAGGAGAAGAUCCUGCGGAUGGCAGUGGGGUCUGAGUACCAGAAGAACUUUUUAAUGCCUCCACGUGCCGUGGGUGGGACGCUGCCCCCAGAGCUGCUGGAGGACUAUGAAGCACAGAAGAGGCCGAAGGCUCAACAGGCAGAGCUCAAGGCCAUGGCAGAGGCUGAGGCCACAGCUGAGGCUGAGGCUGAGGCCGAUGCUAUGGGCGAGGCAGCACCAGCACAUCACAGGGCUGUCCCAUUGUAUCCUGAGCCCAUGGUGAAAGCGACUGGGAAUCCUAUCUCUCGAGCUGUCAUGCGUCACCUGGGCAUUGACCCGUCUUCCGAGAGGCGUGAGGCACGGCAGCAGAAAGGGAUUGUUGUCGUCGUCCAUGGGCAUCCCCAGACAGGUAUGUGAGCUGCACAGGCGGCCCUGUGUCGCUAUUAUGACGGCGCUUGCUUGUCCAUUGACACCGUGGUGAAAGAGGCCAUCGCCAAUGAUGGGAGCCAGGCAGGGCUCUGUGCCCGUGAUCUUUGCACCAAGGCUGCCAUGGAGCUGAAACGAAGAAAUCAAAUUAGUGCUGGUAAAAAGCGUCGGCUUCCUGCUCAGACCAAGAGAAAACAAGUCUCUGAGGAAAAAAUCAACAAGAAUGCCAAAGGCAAGAAAGCUUCAGCACAAAACAAGAAGGAGCCAACCAGCAAACCCAAGUUCACAGUUUCCACUGCUCCUGCGCCCCAGCAGCUGAACAUCACCAGCAGUUGUGGGGAAGAGCUGAACUGCUUGAGCUGUGUCCUGCCCGAGGACGUGCUGGUGGACAUCCUCUGUGAGAGGCUGAAGUGUAAGGACUGCUACAAGGGAGUGGUCUUUGAUGGCUUGGAGAGCCUCUUUGCAAGCAGCCUGGAAUCCUCCCUGCUCUGUGUACUCAAAGCUGUCAAGAAUCGUCGUCAUAUCUUCAUAGUGAAUCUGCAUCAGGAUUAUGCUUCCUUGAAAGCCAAGGAGGAAGCUGAAAGACAGAGGGAGAAAGCUCAAAGAGAGAAGGAAGAACUGCAGCAGGAAGAAGCUCAUCAGAGGAACACAGAACGUGCCUUGCGAAUGGAUGAGGAUGAGUAUGAUGCCCUCCCUGAGGAGGAGAAAGCUGAAGUGGAUAAAAUAUUACUGGAAUGGAACUGUAUGCGGAGGGAGAGGGAGCUGGCUCAAAAGCUUGAGGAGGAGGCAAAAGCCUUAGAGGAGGAAGAGAGGCGGAAAGAGGAAGAGAGGAGGAAAGAGGAAGAGAGGCGGAAAGAGGAAGAGAAGCGGAAGAAGGGAAAGAAGGGUGUCUCCUCGGAGAAGCAGCCUGCAAAACCAGAGAAGGAAACGAAACCCCCAGAGAAGAAGAAAACCAAAGCCCCAGAGAAAGGGGAACCCAAAUCCUCAGAGAAGAAGGGGGAAACCAAAGCCCCAGGGAAGGGGGAACCCAAAGCCACCAAGAAGGGGGAAACCAAAGCCCCAGAGAAGGGGGAACCCAAAGCCACCAAGAAGGGGGAAACCAAAGCCCCAGAGAAGGGGGAACCCAAAGCCACCAAGAAGGGGGAAGCCAAAGCCCCAGAGAAGGGAGAACCCAAAGCCACCAAGAAGGGGGAACCCAAAGCCACCAAGAAGGGGGAAACCAAAGCCCCAGAGAAGGGGGAACCCAAAGCCACCAAGAAGGGGGAAACCAAAGCCCCAGAGAAGGGGGAAACCAAAAGCCCAGAGAAGAAGGAAACCAAAGCCACAGAGAAGAAAGCCAAGCCUCCAGAGAAGAAGGAAACUAAAGUCCCAAAGAAGAAGAAAACCAAAGCCCCUGAGAAGGGGGAAACUGAAAUCCCAGAGGACCUAUCUGAGACAGAGAAGAACUUGAUCCUGAGGUUUCAGAUUUAUGAGUCAUCACAGCAGAAUGUCGCACAGGUUUUCUCCUACUGGGACAGGGUUCAGGGUACCAUGGAGUUACCUGUGAUCCAAAAGGGAAACAACUCACAGUCUUCAGCUGAAAACAAAGGUCAGAAGACCAAUAAGCCUCAGGAGAAGGUGGAGAAGAAGCCUGAACAAAAAACUGAAGACCAUGGGAGUCUUCAGUCAUCUCAGCCAGAGACGCAAAGCAAAGCUGCAGAAGGGACAGUCAGAGACGAGCAUGUCGGGGUGCCGUGCCUGGACAUCCUGGUCACAGAUCCAAAGGCCAUGUUUACGGAGAUCCUGAGGAGUGGGAGGCUGCCAACGGGAGACCAGAUGCUGAGACAUCUGGGACUGCAUCCCGAAGGGCCUCCCCUUCCCCCUGCUGCCAUCCUCUCCAUAGUCGACUACCCAGAGGAGCGGUUGAGCUCUGCAGAGCACGUGGAGCCCUUCACCAUUGAUGCACCAGGAGGUGCUGCUAUGGAAGACACCCUGGCCAAGGCCCCAGAUGUGAAGGGCAGUUCUGCCGAGGGCCAACCAAAGACGGGUGAAGCGGCCAGCAGAGACAACUCUCCAAAGGAGAACCAGAUCUCCUCACAGAGAAUAGAAAGUCCCUGGGAUUCCUCCACAGCAAGACCCAAAAGUACACUGAAAAGUGCCUUGACCCCCAUAGAAUUCCUCAGGCUGAAACGGUACCGGUGGAUAGUGCCUGCCCACGGUGAGGUGGAACUGAAGGUCCACUUCUCCGCCAAAAAGCCAGGGAAGUUUGCGCAGACACUGAGGUUUGAGCUUGUGGAGACAAAGCGCCAGUACAAGCUGCCCUGCAGUGGCACCGGCCUGUACCCCAGCAUCAGCCAGGACCCACGGCUGGUGUUUCCACAGUGGAGGGAGACCAUGGAGGCAGAUGAAAUCAUCUACAAGGAGUAUGUUGAGAGCACAAAGCAAUUCCACUUUGGACCGCUGCUGUGUGGGAAAUCAAGAGAGUGGUACAAGGCCCAGAACUGUCCCGGCAACUCGGAGAACCUAACCAUCCUCAACAAUUCCCCCAUGGAUGUAGAGGUCCAGUUCUCCUUUGAGAAUGAUGGGGAAGCAGAGACGUUCCUUUUGGACCCUCCCAGCAUGACACUGAAAGCAGAGGAGAAGCAGGAGCUGACCAUUUGGGCAUACCCCACUUCCCCUGGAUUCCUGGAAGAUAAACUCAUCUGCUACAUUGAGAAGAACCCGGACCCAGUGGUCUUCAGCCUGUGCUGCCAUGGGGUGCAUGUGAAGCUGGAGGUCAGCCCCCUGGAGCUGUCUUUUGACAGGAUGCUUCUGCACAGGACUGCCAGCAGGACCUUGGUCCUGAAAAAUGACACCCUACUGCCCAUGGCCUGGCAGUUCAGUGGGCUGGAUGACCUUGUUGAGGACUUCUCUUUGUCACAAGAAAACGGCAUCAUUGAUCCCCGCUCAGAGUUUGAAUUGACACUUAACUUCAAAGCCAGGCAGAUUGGCAGCAUUGAGAAGACCCUGCGACUGGAGGUUUCAGAUACAGAAAACAUCCUGGGGGUUGUUCAGACUGAAAAUAUCAAAAUCUCUGCAGAGGUCUAUGAUGUUUCUCUGAGCAUUGACAUGCCUGAAGGUCCAGAUGGAAGCUUGGAUUUUGGAACCAUUAAUGUCCUGGAUAAUGUGAAGAAAGUCCUGAGUCUAAAGAACAAAGGGGCAAACAACACUAACUACAGUUUCACACUGAAGGGUGCAGGUCCCAGGAUGCGAGACUUGGCAUCCCACUUCACUGUUGAGCCUCAGUCAGGCAUGCUGACUGCCUCCCAGCCUGGUGUGAAUAUUGAGAUGCUCUUCCACCCCACAAGUGAAAUCCUCCUCGAGAACAAACCCAUCCUCUACUGCCAGGUGACAGAUGCCAGCUCAGGGAAAGGCGGCCAGACUGUCACCGACAUCCCAGUGAGGGUUUCAGCAAAAGCUGUGUACAGCAAGUACAGCAUUGAGCCUGCCUCACCCAUCGACUUCGGUGCCAUGCUCAAGGGCACCAAGAAGACCCAGACUGUCGUGCUGGAGAACAAAGGCAUGCUCAACUUCAAAUUCCACAUCCACCAAGCACCCAAGGAUGCAUCUGCUUUGGAAAGCCAAAGUUCAAAGCAAGGGGAAUCUGCUCCAUCGGCUACAAAGCACUCAGUGGGAAGGAAACCAAGCUCCUCAACACAGGGUUCCCUCAAUCUUGGCAUGUUCACGGUGUCCCCUUGCUCCGGCUCCAUCGGUCCGUGGGGCCAGCAGAAGAUCACAGUGGAAUGCCUGGCAGGGCAGGAGGGGACAUGUGAGGAGCAGCUCUACAUUGACAUCAUGGGCAGAGACCCCAAGGAAAAUCCCCUCGGCGUUCCCUUUACCCUGACUGCCGAGUCCUGCCUCCCAGCACUCGUUGAGGAUGUCACGUCAAUCUUUGAGGAGUACCCGAUCUGCAGCAGCGCCGACCGUGGCCGCAUGCUGCAGUCAGUGAAAGGCAUCGGCUUGUUCAUCAGAGAUGAGAACAAAUUCAUCUUUAACAAGGUUCUGGUUUGGCAAAAGGCUAAAGCUCAUUUCAGCAUCUACAGUGCAAACAGCCUGCCGUGUGAUGUGGUUCUCUCCAUCCAACCCCUGCCUGGAAAGGAAAAAAGCCUUGUCAAUGAGGUUUUCAAGUUGUAUCCAGUCAAGAUGUCCAUUCCUGGCUCAUCCUACGCUGUUGCUACAGUGACAUUCACCCCACCGGACAAGCAGACCUACAACUGCACUUUCAAGGCUUGCCUUGUCAUCCCAAAAAGCUCUGUGAAAAUUAAACCCCAAAUCCUGACCUUUACCAUCACUGGGAAGGGGCAUGAGCCGCAGGUGACAGUCGUGUGCCCAAGUGACCGCAGCAACAGGGGAAAUUCCUUGCUGCGCUUCAAGAGGCUCCAGCUGGGGGAUUCAGAGAUGCUCCCCCUGGUCGUCUGUAACAAGGGCAUAAUAUCUGUCAAGUUUACGUUACACCUGGAGGAUGAGCACGGAGCGUUCUUCCUGAAACGCAGGCGCUCCACACUCGAGAGAUUCCACACUGAAGAUGUGGAAGAGGACUCUGCUGAAAAUGAGAGCAAGCCCAUAAAGCCUUUCCUGCUUCUCCACCGUGGGCAAUCGACAGAGUUUGAUGUAAUUUUCAAACCCACCCUGGCUCAACGUCUGGAAGGGAAGAUUCACGUGUCAUUGCAGCACCAAUACUCAAAAAAGACCCGAAUAAAGCUGGUGGGUGAAGGCCACAAGGAUGAAUUCACCCUUGACGGACUAGAGGAGGACAGGAAUGCUAAGAGUAGUCUGGAGAAAGGCAUCAUUGAUGCUGUCAGGGUGAAUCACAUCCAGUUUGGGAACUGUCCUGUUGGAGAGCCCUGCCACAGGACCUUCACCAUCACCAACCACACCUGUACGAAGGUCCUGCGCUUUGAGUGGGAGGCAAACGCCCCAUUGCAGUUCUCCCCCAAGGUGGGACAUCUCCAUCCUGGCUGUGCCAAGGGCAUCACAGUGACCUUGAAAUCAGAUGUCCCAGCCAUCCUCAGGAGGCACCUUGUGAAAUGUAAGGUGACCAAGAUCAACUUUGAGCAGCCACGAGAGGAAGUUCAGGACUGGGACGAUCAAAUGUCCAUUGUCACAUGGAAGGAUAUCACCACCAGGAAAGACUCAGCAGCCCGCUGGCCUGUAAAACAGAAGGUGGUCGAGAAAGUCCCAGAACCGGCUCACACCGUGGUGGAGGAGAGCAGCCAGGAGGUCGAGGUGUACCUCAGUGCUGUUGUUGUCUACCCCGAGCUCAAACUGAGCACAAUCCUGGUUCAGCUCGAGGAUACCUUGCCCUUCCAGACAAGUACAGCCACUUUCAGGAUGCACAACACAGGGAAGGUGGCCCUGAAAUACUCCUGGGAGGAAGCUGCAGAUAGUAAAGCUGUGGAGAAGCCAUACUCAACUGCUCUGAUGCAGGAGCAGUUUUACGAGCAGGAGCGGCCUAAUGAGGAGGAGCAGCCUAAUGAGGAGGAGCAGCCUAAUGAGGAGGAGCAGCCUAAUGAGGAGGAGCUGCUUCAUGAAGAGGAGGAGCUUUCUGACGAGGAGAAGCUUUUUGAAGAGAUUUUUGAGGAGAUUUUUGAGGAGAUUUUUGAGGAGAUUUUUGAGGAGAUUUUUGAGGAGAAGCUUUCUGAGGUGGAGGAUUUUUCUGAUUUGGAGUUUUCUGAGGAGGAGCUUUCUGACGAGGAGCUUUCUGAGGCCAUGCAGCUGGUUUCCAAGCAGAAGUGUUCAAAGAAGCAGCGCCACUCCAAGAAAUGGCACCUCUCUCAGCAGCAGCAGCAGCCCAAGCAGCAGGACCACUCCAAGAAGCCACGCCACUCAAAGCACCUUCCUCUGCAGCAUGUUAGUUCCUCCCUGGAAAUCUUGCCAGAUGUCCAUGAACUGCCAGUGUUAUCCAUCAACCCCUCCCACGGCAUCAUCGCUCCUGGCCGGAAGCAGACCUUUCACUUGCUGUUCUCCCCAAAGAGCGUGGGGAUGUUUAAGACCACGCUGUUGUGCAGGAUUCCUAACCUGAGGCCGACUCAGAGGAAGGUGCAGGUGGUUGUGAGAGGCAGAGCCCGGGAGAAGAAGAGUCUUGAUAAACCGAAAUGCUCUGAGUUACAGCAGACUGAGGAAGGCCAGAGACCCAAGAAGCGGUUUUCUGGCGACCGCGGCAGGACUCCGAAGGUUGCUGGGGCGGUUCGCGAGGUGAUCUACUCCACGCCGGCACCAGGUGAUUUCUGGGGAGACAUCAACGCGUGCCCGACCCCGCGCCUGUCGGACAACUACGAGACUCUUGCAGCUGUACGGGGAGCCUUGCAGUGGAACCGCCCGCUACCACUAGAGAACCCAGUUCAUGACAUCUCGCCGGGAGACCAUGUGUACGUGAAAAAUUGGAGCGUGGAGCCUCUGAAGGAGUCAUGGAAUGGUCCCUACCAAGUGCUGAUGACCACGUACACCGCCGUCAAGGUCGCUGGGAUUGAUAACUGUAUACACUACACCAGGGUGAAGAAGGUACCGACGAGAUGGGAGGUGCAGCCAAUAACGGACACCCGGAUGGUAUUCCGAACAAAGCCCUGAUCAUCUUGAUACUGAUUGUUUGUCAGUUAGUAGCCUCAGCAGUUAUAAUUCAUGUACCAGACCCUUUAGUCUUAGUACCGGAAAGUGGAAAUGUUGAAUUAACCUGUUUGUUUUCUGACAACCAGAAAGCUGGAUCCCAUGAAAUUAAUGUGAGAUGGAGAAAAGGCCUUGACAUCGUAAGUAAAGGAAUAAUGACACUUUGGGAUGACCAUCAGCAAUCAGGAAACACUACCUUAAGGAUUCCUAAAAUCACAACUUCUGGAGAAGGUAGAUACACCUGUGUAGUAUGGAUAAAAGAUAGUUUUGAUUAUGGGGAUUUUGAGUUGGAAAUUAUAAAUGAAAACUAUACCAGUGCAGGUUCGGUAAUAGUAGCACCCUUGAGAACAAGCCAGGAUAUUUGGUUGGGCCCGCCAUUGAGAAUUAGUUGUCAAUACACCUUGAAGAAUAAUUGCAAAAGAAGAAUAAGGAUUAG